UGCCCGAGCCGCGGUUCCGCAAAGGGGAUACGGCAGCGCGGUACCGCUGAAGGGUGUGUGUGUGCGUGUGUGUGUGAGUGUGUGGCCCGCCCUCUGGAGCGGUGCAGGGCAGGGGUUUAAACUGCUUUAACCGUCGGCUCGGUCCAGCGUUGGAAGGUGAGGAAGAGAGAGGGAUUCAAGGCGGUCAGAGAUUGCACAAGAGCGGAUUGCGCGUUUGCUUUCCCCCGCCUCUUGGGUUACUACUAUGAUAGAGAGCAUGGCAGAGAGCAUGGCGUCUAGGGAUCCCCCAUGCACCGGAGACCCAUUCCGGCGCCUGGGCCCUCGUUGACGGGCUCAUGCCCCCCUCUUUAUCUCGCUCGCAGGCGCACCCCCCCCCCUGGCUGUGCUGUCGGUCCCAGGUUCUGGGUGAAAUGGACGCUGGGAAAUUUGGUCGGGCUGGCAGGGAAGAUAUGAAACGGGGAUGCACCCGGCGGAUCCAAGCUUGUCAAAGCCGGUCGCCCUCGAUCCACCGCCCGCUGAGUGACAGGACGAUCGCCCCCGGGGGGACAGGGACAGGACGCUCUAGGCCCUUUCCAGCCUUCGCUCUCUUUCCUCUUUGGGCGUCGCCGGCGGCCCUUUCGUGGAGCUUCCGGCCACCCGUGGGAGCUCCUCUCUCUUGGGCCAUAGCAGAAAAUCUCUGCUCGAGGCCCACACGAACGGGGAAGGAUAUUGCACGUUACGUGUAUACAGUGCAUGCCCGAGGUAUGGGAUUCCACGGCAUAUCAGCCGGCGAGAUUCUGGAGACGCUGGAGACGUUACGUAGUAAAACGUGUACUAUGUAUCCGUAUGUGCAUGUACGAUGUAUGUGUGUGGGAGACGUUUGGAGGAUUUAUGGACAAGGGGAGUCCCUUAGCCUCCGUUAGGGAAUCCGUACGGCCGGAUGCGGAAGGAGGAGAAGGCGAAGGAAGGGCCUUUUGCUCGAAUCUCUUCUCUCGGUGCUUCAGGC
Molecule: messenger RNA, 985 nt
Organism: Colletotrichum navitas
Lineage: Eukaryota; Fungi; Ascomycota; Sordariomycetes; Glomerellales; Glomerellaceae
Exons: 1
Coding region: 336-902 (188 amino acids)
Source: RefSeq, a predicted model, not a curated record